UUUCGAUCGCCGACCAUUUUGCUCAAUGCUUCAGGGCUCAACACCGUCUCUUCAUGUCCAUAGGAAAUAGGAUUGGGAUCUCACGUAGAGCAGCAAAUAGACGAGAAUCAUCUGACUUCCUUUGGUGGAGACCCGCUCCGUCGCCAACCGGGAACCAUUCUUAAUCACCCCACAAUUUGACUUUCCGUCCGUGACGCAUCUCGAAUCUGUCAGACCUUUCAGCCAUCACGAAUAAAGGUGGAGUUCUUCGCAUAAAUAUGGUCCACACGCCUAAUCCCCCUGUUCAAGGCCGCCUUAUCAGCCAUUUUGCUGAAAGGCCGGCGGAAGACCAAGGCUCAGGCUGGUCCGCCCUCUGGGACUCCAAUGAAAGCGAUCUCUGGGAUAGAGGGAGUCCCUCAAUUGCACUAGUCGAUGUAGUAGAGCAGCAGAAAGAUGUCUUUUCCCCCUUCACCCCCGAUAAACGGAGAAAGAGAGCCCUCGUUCCGGGCUGCGGAAGGGGCUACGACACCGUCAUGCUAGCACUACAUGGCUUUGACGUCUACGGCCUCGAUAUAUCCGCAACUGGAGUUUCAGAGGCGAGGAAGUAUGCCACUUCGGAGAUGCAGAGUCCACAAGGGUAUAAUUUCUCCUCUGGAACUACGACUACUGCCAAUAUAGGGAAUGUAGAAUUUAUUGCCGGCGACUUUUUCAGCUCAGCGUGGGAGAGUGAAGCUCUGCGUGAUGGUGAGAAGUUUGACUUGGUCUAUGAUUAUACUUUUCUAUGCGCUCUCCACCCCUCCGUCCGUCAGAAAUGGGCCGAGCGUAUGAGCGACCUUCUCCAUCCGGGAGGUCUUCUUGUCUGUCUUGAGUUUCCCAUGUACAAAGACCCUUCCUUGCCAGGACCACCGUGGGGACUGAAGGGCGUUCACUGGGACCUGCUCGCACGCGGCGGCGAUGGGAUCUGCAAUAUUGCUGAAGAGGAAGAAGACGACGAAGAAGCUGCUAAGUUGAAGGGACAGUUCCGGCGAGCGCAGUACUUUAGGCCUACGCGGUCGUAUCCCAGCGGCGAAGGGACGGAUUUGUUGAGUAUUUAUGUGAGAAAGUGUUGGCGUCGUGCCUGACGAGCGCUUCAUUCUUAAUGAUUAUCCUGCUCGCUCGGCUGCAGGGAAGGUUGCACAUCGCCCUACAAUUACCUCCAAUUGUGUCAACGAAUAUGCGUCUCUGAUCACCUACCCCGUGAACAAUUCGACUGCUGGUCCGGACCCGGCUGCCGUAUUGGAGGGUGAUUUGACCGACUGAAUUUGCCCCACGGCU
Molecule: messenger RNA, 1293 nt
Organism: Aspergillus neoniger CBS 115656
Lineage: Eukaryota; Fungi; Ascomycota; Eurotiomycetes; Eurotiales; Aspergillaceae
Product: S-adenosyl-L-methionine-dependent methyltransferase
Exons: 5
Coding region: 258-1100 (280 amino acids)
Molecular function (GO): S-adenosylmethionine-dependent methyltransferase activity
Source: RefSeq, a predicted model, not a curated record